Molecule: messenger RNA, 416 nt
Organism: Drosophila suzukii
Lineage: Eukaryota; Metazoa; Arthropoda; Insecta; Diptera; Drosophilidae
Source: RefSeq, a predicted model, not a curated record
AUUUAGGACCGAUGGAAUUAAAUGGAGGAUGUGUGGUCUUAAGCUGCCUGUUAAUUGUUCUGGGCGUAGUUGUUGCUCAAGCGAUUCCUUUGCCCGCUCAGUACCAAAUAUCCUUGGAUGCCCAGUCAGAUUUGAUGGUGAACAGGUAUGGUGAAUCGGGUGAGCAGCUGAGUAUGGUCAGGCAGCCCAAAGAAGACGAUGACGAAGACGAAGACGAAGAAGGAUUCGAUGAUAAUAUAACGGCCGGAGCGGUUUUGGAGGGUUUUGACGAAGGCAGUGGAGAAGACUGCGAUGAACUGCCCUAUGGACCGACAACUCCGGGCGGACAAGACCAAUUGACUACCAGCUUGGUUUCCUUCGUCCCAAUGUGCCUGCUUAUAAUCCAGAUUCCAGGCAAAAUAAUAUUUUGGAAAUAG